Molecule: messenger RNA, 1071 nt
Organism: Cooperia oncophora
Lineage: Eukaryota; Metazoa; Nematoda; Chromadorea; Rhabditida; Trichostrongylidae
Source: the annotation of a GenBank genome assembly
AUGAAAUAUAGUGAUUCCAUCAAGUCGUUUACCCUGCAUAAUUCAGGAGGUGAGUAUGGCGUCGUCGAGACUGAUGGAGAUAUGUGGCGCGAUCAUAGACGAUUUGCUCUGCAUGUGCUAAGGGACCUUGGUCUCAGCAAGGACGGCAUGGAACAAAGGGUACUUGGAGAAGUUGAAGCAAUGACCGAGGAGAUAAAAUCAAAGAAGAAUGAGAAACUUGACAUGCAGGAUAUCAUCGAUGUCGCUGUGGGAUCAGUAAUCAAUCAGCUACUGUUCGGAUAUCGAUUUGAUGAGGACCAUGUGGAAGAGUUUCGUGAGUUGAAGAUGAUGCUCUCCCGUCAAAUGAAGGAAACUGCUCACCCGUCGGCUGUGAUUCUGUUCAUGUUUCCCGGUGCUAAAUAUCUGCCCUAUUUCAAUAGAAUGUGGAAGAAAAUACUUAUGUAUCGCGAUGCUUUUUACGCGUUUUUCGACCGUCAAAUUGAAAUCCACCGGAAGGAAAUCGAAUAUGAUUCGGAACACAGCAAUGACUAUGUCGAGGCCUUCCUGAAGGAGCAAAAACGUCGUGAAGCAGAUGGCGACUACGAGUCAUUCAAGCAUAUUCAACUCCAAAAUAUGUGCCUUGACUUGUGGUUUGCUGGAAUGGAAACGACUUCAAAUACGUUUUCAUGGGCUGUCGUCUACAUCCUCAACCAUCCAGAUGUUCAGGAAAGCCAGCGGCUAGCCAAUCUGCUCCCGAUGAAUCUGCCUCACGUCACGGUUCGCGCUGUGCGAAUUGGUCAAUUCGACCUACCGGCAGGAACAGGAGUAGUUCCUCAAAUAAGUACCGUACUCUACGAUGAAGAGGUAUUCCCAGCUCCUCAUACGUUCAAUCAUCGGGAGAUUUAUCGAGCGAUAAUAUGGCAAGUUGAGACGGUAGACGAAUUGAUUCCAUUCUCUAUCGGCAAACGACAAUGUCUUGGAGAAGGCUUGGCAAGAAUGGAACUAUUCCUCUUCAUCGCUAAUCUUUUCAAUCGAUUCGAGUUUCCUGGCGAGAAUCCGAGCAUGCCACGUCAUGAGAAAGAAUUCGGGUGA